GCCUGCGAUCCUGAAGCUUUGCCAUCAGUCACUGCCCCCAGUCUGGGCAAGGGGCAGUUGGUGAACCUGCUGCAUCCGGAGCCCCUUCGCCUGGUGUGGACGCAGCCACGGACCCAGGAUGCUCCAGACCUGCCGCGCUCUCUGUUCCCAAGCUGGUCCCCCCUCCGGGGGCUGUCCGCCCCUGAGAUUUGAUGGCGGGGCCUUCCACCUCAAGCGCACGAAAGAGCUGACACGGGCCUUGCUGGUUCUCCGGCUGUGUGCCUGGCCCCCGCUAGUCACCCACGGGUUGGCGCUCCAGGCCUGGUCUCAGCGACUCCUGGGCUCCCGGCUCUCGGGCGCGUUUCUUCGAGCAUCCUUCUACGGGCAGUUUGUGGCUGGUGAGACAGCAGAGGAGGUGAGGGACUGCGUGCAGCAGCUGCGGACCCUUGGCCUCCGACCGCUGCUGGCAGUGCCCACUGAGGAGGAGCCGGACUCCACUGCCAAAACUGGUGAGGCCUGCUACGAGAAAAACCUCGGCGUUAUGCUGCGGUGUGUGGACCUGUCACGGAGCCUCCUGGAGCCCCUCAGCCAGGCCAGCUUCAUGCAGCUGAAGGUGACGGCGCUGACCAGCGCUCGGCUCUGUAAGGAGCUAACCUCGUUGGUCAGAAGGCCAGGGGCCUCGUUGGAGCUGAGCCCUGAGAGGCUGGCCGAAGCCAUGGACUCUGGACAGAGCCUCCAGGUCUCCUGUCUCAAUGCGGAGCAGAACCAGCACCUCCAGGCCUCCCUCAGCCGCUUGCACCGGGUGGCACAGCAUGCCCGGGCCCAGCACGUGCGGCUCCUGGUGGAUGCGGAGUACACCUCACUGAAUCCCGCGCUCUCGCUGCUUGUGGCUGCCCUGGCCGUGCGCUGGAACAGCCCGGGGGAAGGCGGGCCCUGGGUGUGGAACACCUACCAGGCCUAUCUCAAGGACACACUUGAGCGGCUGGAGCGGGACACAGAGGCCGCGCACAGGGCUGGCCUGGCCUUCGGAGUGAAGCUGGUACGGGGUGCGUAUCUGGACAAGGAGAGAGCAGUGGCCCGGCUCCAAGGGACCGAAGACCCCACUCAGCCUGACUAUGAGGCCACCAGUCGGAGUUACAGCCGCUGCCUGGAGCUGAUGCUGACGCACGUGGCCCGCCAUAGCCCCAAGUGCCACCUCAUGGUGGCUUCCCACAAUGAGGAAUCUGUUCGCCAAGCAACCAAGUGCAUGUGGGAGCUGGGCAUUCCUCUGGACGGGCCUGUCUGUUUCGGACAACUUCUGGGCAUGUGUGACCACGUCUCUCUGGCACUAGAGUUCUGGUCCUUCCCAUCCCCCGUGGAUCCCUGCCCAAGAGCAGACUGAGUUGCAGCCCACACAUGCCCUCGCCACCCUUUCGCUUCCCGGUGGAGCUGGGCUCCGAGAGGGAUCUAGACACCCAGGUGGGCCUUCUGCACCGCCUGGCGGUGGCUGGGGGCCCAGGAUGGGUCCUGGCCAGACUCCUGCGGAGAGGUGAGGGCCUGGUUACUGGGACGUCUGUGGGGACGGGAUCACGCAGCUAUAUGGAGGGUGUGGCUUCAGUUGGCCAGUCGGCAGUGGUACAGAUCACCUGCUGUGCACUGAGCUCUGAGCUCUGUGGUCCCUGAUGGGGACUGAAGGGUGAACAUGAUCCUUGGAUCCACUGGGAAUGAUAUGCAGUGGGAUGAGGAUUAGAUAUUAGACAGCAUGGCCUUUCAGGU
Callithrix jacchus (white-tufted-ear marmoset) is the source of this 1734-nucleotide messenger RNA. The record is from RefSeq and is a predicted model, not a curated record. NCBI's taxonomy places the organism in Eukaryota, Metazoa, Chordata, Mammalia, Primates, Cebidae.